GAAAGCGGAUCGUCCUCGGCCGGCCCGGGGCAGCCUCCGCCGCCCCUCCCCGCGCACCCACCCAUCCAUCACCCGGUCCCCCGGGUCAGGCCGGCCCGAGCGCAGCUCACACCCCGGCCGAGGAUGUUCGCCGCCGGGCUGGCUCCUUUCUACGCCUCCAACUUGAGCCUCUGGUCGGCCGCUUACUGCUCCUCGGCCGGCCCGGGCGGCUGCUCCUUCCCUUUGGAGCCCGGCGCCGUGAAGAAGCCGUCGUUCUGCAUCGCGGACAUCCUGCACGCGGGCGUCGGGGAGCCCGGCGCGGCUGCGGAGGGACUGGUGGGGGCCUCUGCCGCUGCGCUCACCGCGCACUUGGGCUCCGUGCACCCGCACGCCUCCUUCCAAGCGGCCGCCAGGUCCCCGCUCCGUCCCACCCCGGUGGUGGCACCCUCCGAAGUCACGGCUGGCUUCCCACAGCGGCUGUCACCUCUCUCGGCCGCCUACCACCAUCACCACCACCACCACCACCACCCCCAGCAGCAGCAGCAGUCCGCGCAACACCAGCCACAGCAGCAGCAGCAGCAGCAGCCUCCGCCCCGGGCGGGCUCCCUGCAGCCCCCGGCUUCGGGGACGAGGGUGGUCCCCCACCAUAGCGGCUCCACCCCGGCCCCCUCCAGCAAAGACCUCAAAUUUGGAAUUGACCGUAUUUUGUCUACAGAAUUUGACCCCAAAGUCAAGGAAGGCAACACGCUGAGAGAUCUCACAUCCCUGCUAACUGGUGGGCGGCCCGCGGGGGUACAUCUCCCAGGCCUACAACCCUCCGCCGCCGGCCAGUUCUUUGCGUCUCUAGACCCCAUUAACGAUGCAUCUGCCAUCCUCAGUCCCUUAAGCUCGAACCCGAGGAAUUCAGUUCAGCAUCAAUUCCAAGACACGUUUCCAGGACCCUACGCUGUGCUCACGAAGGACACCAUGCCCCAGACGUAUAAGAGGAAGCGCUCAUGGUCCCGUGCUGUCUUUUCCAACCUGCAGAGGAAAGGCCUGGAGAAAAGAUUUGAGAUCCAAAAGUACGUCACCAAGCCCGACAGAAAGCAGCUGGCGGCGAUGCUGGGCCUCACCGACGCACAGGUAAAGGUGUGGUUCCAGAACCGUCGGAUGAAGUGGCGGCACUCCAAGGAGGCGCAGGCGCAGAAGGACAAGGACAAGGAGGCCGGAGAAAAGCCUGCGGGCGGAGCCCCGGCCGAGGGCGACCACGACGAGCGGAGCCCGAGCCGUUCGGAGGGCGAAGCGGGCAGCGAAAGCAGCGACUCGGAGUCCCUGGACAUGGCUCCCAGCGACACGGAGCGGACUGAGGGCGCCGAGCGCUCCGCGCACCAGACCACGGUCAUCAAGGCCCCGGCCGGCAGCGCCCUGGUCCCCGCGGGCGGCGGCGGCGGCGGCGGCGGCUUCAGCCUGGGCAGCGGCGCGGGCGGCCCGGAGCUGCUCUCCGCGCCCCAGCCCCCGGCCAGCAGCGCUCCCCAAAGCCCCGAACCCGCUCCCGCGCCCGCUCCGCUGGGAGGCUUGUAGACCGGCCCGGGACGCCGCGGGCAGCCUCCUCCGGCCCACACCUCUCUGCUCGGCGGCUCGUGGCUGGCCAGGGGCUCCCAGCGCCCACCCGCGACAGAGCGGGGUUUCAGCGGCUUCCCCCAACGCUCCCAAGCUCGCCGAAUUCCUGGGACACAUGCAGCGCCCACUGUGAAGUGUUGAAUGGAACUGUGCCUACAAUGCCAGGGGGUCCUGGCAUCAAGACACAAUGACUUAAAUUUGUAAAUAAAAUGUUUACUACGGUU
Molecule: messenger RNA, 1802 nt
Organism: Jaculus jaculus (lesser Egyptian jerboa)
Lineage: Eukaryota; Metazoa; Chordata; Mammalia; Rodentia; Dipodidae
Gene: Hlx
Product: H2.0 like homeobox
Exons: 4
Coding region: 124-1539 (471 amino acids)
Biological process (GO): regulation of DNA-templated transcription
Molecular function (GO): sequence-specific DNA binding; DNA-binding transcription factor activity, RNA polymerase II-specific
Source: RefSeq, a predicted model, not a curated record